Lates calcarifer (barramundi perch) is the source of this 6912-nucleotide messenger RNA. Its product is annotated as inactive dipeptidyl peptidase 10-like. Lineage: Eukaryota; Metazoa; Chordata; Actinopteri; Centropomidae. The record is from RefSeq and is a predicted model, not a curated record. Gene Ontology annotation, molecular function: serine-type peptidase activity; dipeptidyl-peptidase activity. Gene Ontology annotation, biological process: proteolysis.
ACAGCUCGAAACGAACCAGUUAACUGUUUUCAGCCACUCUGCAGCUGCUCACCGUGUCGAUCGGCGAGACUGGUAGACUUGUUUUUUUUCCCCUACUGGAGCUGUCCAAGGUGGUGAAACAUGAACCAGAGCGCAGGAGCAGCGCAGCACGGGCGGAGAUACUCAACUGAAGGAAAGGACAUAGGACCAAUUGGACCAGACAGGAACUGGAAGGGCAUUGGCAUCUCUCUGCUGGUUAUUUUGGUGGUGCUUUCACUCAUUGGAUUAGCCAUUGUUCUCCUGUCAAAGGAUGAUGGUGGCAAACCCUUUGGUUCGCAGUUGACACUGGAUGACCUCUUUCAAAGAAACUUCCAAAUACAUGACCCAGAUGCAAAGUGGAUUAAUGGGGAAGAAAUCAUCUUUCGGAGCUGGGAUGGAGAUGUUUUGAAAAUCUCCAUACACAACAAUGAAACGGAACUGCUGCUGAAAAACACAACAUUUGCAACUUUUAAGGCCUCAAAGUUUGCAGUUUCUCCAGAUAUGAACUUUGUUCUUCUAGCAUACGAUGUCAAGCAGGUCUACCAGCACUCUUUCUUAGCAUCGUACCUGAUCUACAACCUGUAUACAAGAGAGGUGCGGGAGCUGAAUCCUCCAGAGGUGUCAGACUCAGUCCUUCAGUUUGCCUCAUGGGGUGUUCAUGGUCAACAGAUGAUAUACAUAUUUGAAAACAACAUCUACUACCAAACAGAUGUUCAGAGUAGCUCCUGGAGGCUCACAUCUUCUGGACAGGAGGGGAUCAUCUUCAAUGGCAUUGCAGACUGGCUGUAUGAGGAAGAGGUGUUACAUACUCAAGUGACCCACUGGUGGUCACCUGAUGGUUCCAGACUGGCCUACCUCACCAUCAAUGAUUCCCUGGUCCCUAACAUGCUCCUGCCUCGCUUCACAGGCUCUCUUUACCCCAGAGGGAAGGAAUACCCUUACCCAAAGAUGGGUCAAAUCAAUCCAACUGUCAGACUCUUUGUCGUCAUUCUAGACGGCAGCUCCCUAACAACUGAACUGAGACCCCCUGACAGUUUUGAGAAGAGUGAGUACUAUAUCACCAUGGUGAAAUGGGUGACGCGGGAGAGGCUCAGUGUGCGUUGGCUGAGCCGAGCUCAAAACGUGUCAAUUCUCUCACUGUGUGAUGUCACGACAGGUGACUGCACAAAGAAACAUGUGAUGACAUCAGACAAGUGGCUUGAUCGUCAGAAUGAGGAGCCAGUAUUUUCCAAAGAUUGCACAACAUUCUUCAUCUCUAUGCCCUUAAAACAUGGCAGCCGUGGGACUUUCAACCAUAUCACCAUGAUCUCCAACCAAUCUGAGGGUCAAGAGGUCAACCUCCGCCACCUGACCUCAGGAAGCUGGGAAGUAACUCAAAUUCUGGCCUAUGAUGAGAGCGCCAACUCAGUUUAUUUCCUAAGUACAGAGGAAGGCUCAACACAGCGGCAAUUGUACAGGGUCUCCACUGUAGAUCCAUUCAAUAAAGAAUGUCUCACUUGCUCCCUCUUCAAAUCAAAGUGCACCUAUUAUGACGCUGUCCUGAGCCCCAGCUACCAACAUGUUGUUCUCAACUGUAGAGGUCCUGGAAUACCCCAGUCUACUCUUCACAAACUAAAUGAUAUGAACAAGCACAGGACUCUUGAGAGGAACACAAUGUUAAAACAUGUACUGCUGAACAGGACGAUACCCAAGUGGGAAAGAAGAACUGUACAAAUCAACAACUUUGCACUUCGCCUUGAGUUGAUUGUCCCAGUAGAUUUGGAUGAAACAAAGGAGUAUCCACUUUUACUGGUUCUCGACAGUGCCCCUGGUGGUCAGGCAGUGAGUGACCGCUUCUCUCUCAGCUGGGACUCUGUCCUGGUCAGCUCAGACAAAGUAAUUGUGGCUCGUGUUGACGGCCGGGGCAGCGCCUUCCAGGGGCAGAGGAUCCUGCACGAGGUUCACCAGAGACUAGGAACUGUUGAUGUCCAGGAUCAGAUCACAGCUCUGGAGCACCUGAUCAGGCUACCCUAUAUUGAUGGCAACAGAGUUGGAGUUUAUGGAAAGGCAUAUGGAGGCUUCCUGUCCUCGCUCCUGCUCCUUUCCAACAGCUCUAUGUUCAAUUGUGGCAUCGCUGUGGCUCCUAUAACAAACUGGAGACUCUAUGGGUCGGCCUUCAGUGAGAAAUACUAUGGCUCUCCAGUGAAAGAGGAUCACAAAUACCAAAUUUCCACUCUGCUCGGUAACAUCACAGUUCUGAGUCCACUGAACUUUCAUAUUAUCCAUGGCACAGCAGAUGCCACUGUCCAUUUCCAACAUUCUGCUGAGUUGGUCAAACUGCUGUCUGCUUCAAAUGUUAACUACACUCUCCAGAUUUUCCCAGAUGAAGGACACAACAUCGCCUCUGUCAAGAGCCAACACUACAUGCUAAACUCAGUGCUCACAUUCUUCAGGCACUGCUUUAAAGAGGACGAGGUUAUUGUCCCGCAGGCGUCUAAAGAUGACAACUAGCCCAGCGAACCUCCUGCAGCAAGACGCUUAUGUGAGGAGUAUAGCAACUGCUGUGAUGAGCCAACAGAGAGAUGCCUUGUUUCCCUGAAGAGCUGCUAUCUGUGAACGCACUCCAAGAGAUUCAAUGAAAACCUACUGACCUGCAAUAUGAGAGAUCACUAGAAUUAUAUUUGCUUGGAAUAACUAGUCAGCAUGGUAAUUCCAGGGUCAGGAUGAUUAAAUUAUGUAAUUGAUAAGACUGUAGUAUUGUUGCUGUAAUCUAAUGCUUCAGAUUAUAAUAUUGUUUGUAAUAUUUGUAUCAUGUACUGAGUACAAAUGUCAGGGUAUCAAAGAAACUUGUAUUUUUCCAUUUUAGAGUAUAAUUUUUGCUGACUACUGUAAUCUACUGUGACUAUUUCUAUGUACUGCAAACAAAACAAGUUCACUUAAUAGAAAAUGUUGGGAGAUCAUAUCACAAAACUCACGAAAAAGAUUUUGCAGGUGCCUUUACUUCAUUACAGUUGUCAUUAUUUUCUAACCUUAGAGCCAACAAUGUUCACAGACUUACACUAAGGUGUGAUUAGAUAAUGAGGAUUGAAUAUUGUCAUUCAGCAUCUCAUGAUUCCUCUUCUAACCCCAUAAUGAGACUAAAAAACAAUUAUAAGGUGAUUUUCAUCACAUUCAGGGGAACCAUAGUGUAAACCAUGAUGUAAACCUAACUGUAAUGUAAGCCAUAUUUAGAAUGGAUUGGUCAAUGACUUUAAUCCCACCUGAAGCACGUGUAUGUGAGUAUUUGUCCCCCAGCCUUGUAAUAAUCACAGCCACAAUUGCCUACUCUUUUUUUGCGGAAACCUUAAAAACCUGAUGAUUCUCGAGCAAGUUUUGAAGCAUAAUGAUAUCCUGAAUCCUAGUGUAAGUCACCAUGAAUAUCAGUACUUGUUUCGUGUCUGUGUAUUAAGAUUUAGGAGUAUGAUUUUCAUCUCACAUCUCUCCCUGCAACAUCCCCCUGGGGAGGCUUUUGACUUUGUAAUGCCGAAUGUUCAUGUCUUUAACAGACCAUAUUCUGUAGGUCCAGAGUGAUGAGUUUAAUUACUGAGGUGCACUGUGAAUAUUUCAUUCCCCACCUCCCCCCUGUAAUGUUAUUCCCAUCUGAAUGGGGGUUUUAAAGUGGGUCUUUAUUAGGCAACUUGUUUUUUGUUGUUGUGUCCUGGUUUUUCUAUUCUUUUCCUUUUAAAGAAAUACUGAUUGGUAAUUGCAUUAUCUAACACAUUUCACACAUUUUUAUUUAUUUAUUUAUUUUUUUUUUGCAAUAACAUUUGUUCUUUUGAGUGUUUAUGGCCAGCUGCAUCACAAACAUGUUACAUGUAGCAUUUACUAUCCAAAAUGUGAAAAGUGUUUCAAAUGGGAAAGGAGAUGGAGAAACUUAAUUUGUAGUAAUAAUCAUCUCUGCUGUGCAGUGGUUCAUACCCAGACUCCUGUAAUGCUGUAUAUCAUCAUUAUUCCUUCUUGUAUAGUAACAAACAAAUCAAAGAUCAUUCUCUGACCAUGGUCCUGUGCUGCUCACACUUAUGCACUGGCUUUAUUCUGUCAAACUGCAUGACAUUUGAAUAAUAGGGAACAUUAAUAAGCUGAAAUAAAUAGUUAAAUUGGAUCUCCCCUCAUCUGUGUGUUCCAUUGUUUGCUGAUGUGCUUAGCGGACAAAGCAAUAAAAUGAAGAAUUCACUUGGAACCAUAUCUGAUAGAACAUACCAAUCUCAAAAGAGCUGUGGCUGCACCAGUGGCAUACAAGGCUUAGAAGUAGCACCAGUGACAGAUGUAAAGUUGCUUUCGCACCAAAGCUGUAAUCUGCUGAAAUUUUGUUGAUCAAAUGACACUCAACUGAAAUAUGCCUAUUUGCGCUUUGUCAGAGAAUGAAAUGUGAGGACCAAUAUCACUGUCAUAACUACAGAGCUGAAUCAGGACAUGUUUAGCCUAGCAAGUAGUAUAAUGAUUUAAGGCAGUUGUGUCGCACAUCUACUCUAAGCAUUGUACUGGGUGUCUGUUUUGAAAAAAUCUAAAUUGCAAUGAAAACUAAGAGACUUUACAUCCAGGUUUGGUACAAUUAUAUCAACCCUGUAAGCCUGAGUGUGACAAGAUUUAAGAAGUAGGCAAAAAGUUAAAGCACCUCCCUCCCUCUAGAACUCCAAAUUGUACUUUUUACAUCACUCUGUGUUUGAAGGUUUAACAAAAAAAAAAAAAAAAAAAAUACAGUAAAGCUUGUAACCCUGGCUACAGGGCCUCUUACAGUUGUGAUGAAGCUCCAGUGGCCGCCGCCUCCUCCAUACACUGAUUCCACAGCGCUAUAUUUGGCCUCAUUAGAGUAGUGCCAAAUAUCUGAUUCCAGUAUUAUGUCCCGAAACUAGUUUUCUUUCUCUCUUUCAUUAUCACUAUAGCAAGAAGAGAAUAUGGCAGAUGGGUUGUUUUGGUCCUGAGUCCCUCUUUGAUCAUCCUUGGAUGCACGCAGAUCUACAAAGAAUGAGGUUUCUGCAGCUGGCAGCAGAGGGAUAUUUUAAUAUCAGGAAGAUAGAAAAAAAAAUGUGUAACUAUUAUUAUUUCACAGAAGUGUCUACGCAGAGCUAUCAAGUUUGACCCUAAAAAAUUAACAGAAUCAUAAUAAUAAACAUACAAAAAUAAUCAUGAUUUUAAAAAAGCCUGUAACUAUAACAUGUUAUAUGACUAAAGCAUCUUAGUUUGCGUGUGAUAUUCACACCCUCUGCUUAAAUACAAGAAGUAUAAAAGUAUUCUGCUGCAAGUAAAGGUCCUGCACUGAAAAUGUUGAAUGAAAGUAUGGAUGGAUGUAAAGUAUUAUCACAAAAUGUGCUUAAAGUAUUACAAGUAAAAGUACUCAAUGCAGUAAAAUGUCCCUUGUGACUGUUACUCUAUUACAUAUUGUAUGAUGUCAUUAGAAUUUUAUGACUCAUGCAUGCAAUGUAAAACCAAGAUUUUACUGUUGCAGUAAAAAGUGGUACUAUUUUGUACGCAGCUGCAACUAAUGAUUAAAUUCAUUAUGGAUUAAUAAGCUGAUUAUUUUCUCCAUUAAUCGACUGAUUGUUUGGUUUGUAAAAAUUCUGAAAAUAGUGAGAAUUGCAGUCAUAAAUGCUACAAACAAUUCUCAAAAUAGUUGCCAAUUUAGGUAGGUGUGCAAUGAAUAGGACAAACACAGACAUAGGCAGGAGUGAUGAUGAUCAAUGCGCACUGUCCUUUUAGAAAUAAAUAAAGGUUAAGUUCACAUUCCUUAAAACAAUAGUAAUGUAACCAUAUAAACAUUGAAACAGGUUUUGCUUGCUUCCUCCAGUGAAUCUGCCGUAACAAACUGUAAAUAAACCAUAUGCUGAGGGACAUAUGGUAGUCUGUUGGGUUAUUUAACAUCCAUAGCACAUUCCCAUACUUGCCACCUUCCUUAGUCUUAUGACAGCAUUGAAUAUGCCACCCCAUUAUGUCAUGUAUUAUGCCCCAAGUUUGUUUAUAGUGUGUCCUAUUUUGUUCUACUUCUAUUCCUAUCUCAUAUACUUGUAUAUAAGUUGUUGUUUUUGCAUACAUCUAAGUGGAGCACACAGCCAAGCAUCUCACUACAUGUUGUGCAGGAUUGUGUAUAGUAAGUGAUGAACAAUAAUACAACAAAACCUACUACUGAGUUGAGUUCUGUCUCAAUUCUUGAUAUUUCCUUCCCACAAGACACAACAAAAACCUGCCAUGGAAUGAAAAUAUAUCAGACUGUGGACAGGAGGGUCAUCUGUGCUGGGGAAAAAGACCAAAACUAAUUCUGAUGCUUCAGAUCCUGCAGAUUAAAGAGUUUCUGUCCUUCAGCGGAGUUAACAUCUGCUUGGCCAUUCAGGCCAGAGAGUGCAGGCACUGAUUAAUGCACACAGACACACAAUACUGAGGCAGCAAUCGCUCUAAACAAGCAGAUCUUGCCUGCUAAAUCAUUAAUGUAGGAGCCCCAAGGCCAUGAAAGACUGCCUUGUCCCUUUAAUGUGACUUCUAUGUUGAAAAAACAAAUGCAACAUUAAAUCGAAGUGUUCAGGUGAUUGGAUUGUUCAUCCUCCCAACAAUCAAUCUGUGGCCAAUUAGAUUUUCUGUUAAAAUGUGUUCUGUUAUACAUCAGUAUAACUCAUUGUUUUUCAUAGAUUUUUUUUUUGUUUUUAUUAUUUAUAAUCAUCACUAGAGGACAAUCACAAUAUUCCCAAAACCGCAACCCCGCCCUUUCCCUUCUAAAACAGCAAAAAGAACAAGAAGAAGCAUUACAAAAUCCAUCCUAAGAAGAAAAUCAACAGCUGAAAGGAAAACAGAAACAAAGAAAUGUACAAGACAUCAAGGUCAAAUCAAUCCAUCCCCAUAGACUAAACUUUCUAUGAGAUCUGACAUCUCAAAAAUAUAUUUAUGUAC